UUGGGCGGAGGCUGCUGAGCCAGGGCGUUUGGGUGCCAGGUUUCCCGGCUGCCAUUCCCUCGCAGGCCAAAGUGAAACAGGAAAGGGCCGCUUCCUGGCCAGGCAGCUCUUUGUUUACCAAAAUCCAGCAGAGCCGACCUGCCGUGCCCAGCAUGGCAGAGACCCCCGUCACCCGGCAGAUCGGGACCGGAGCCUUUCCCCAGCCUCCUCCGCCGAGAGAAGCCGCCCUCCUCUUUCGGGAGGCCGCCCAGUCUCCGCUCCUGGAUGCGGCCGGGAAGAAGAUCCCUUUCGGGUCCCUUUUCCACGACCAGAAGGCCAUCGUGGUCUUUGUGCGGCAUUUCUUGUGUUAUACUUGUAAGGAGUAUGUGGAGGAUCUGGCCAAAAUUCCCAAGAAAUUUUUAGAAGAUGCAAAUGUCAGACUUGUAAUUAUUGGGCAAUCGUCACCUGACCAUAUUAAACCAUUUUGCCAAUUGACUGGUUAUUCUCAUGAAAUAUAUGUGGAUCCAGCAAGAGAAAUUUAUAAAAUACUUGGCAUGAAAAACGGGGAGACAGCCGAUACUCCAGUUAAGAGCCCACAUGUUAAAUCCAACAUUCUGUCAGGACACAUUAAGAGUAUAUGGAGAGCGGUGUUUAGCCCUGCAUUUGAUUUUCAAGGAGACCCCACACAGCAAGGAGGUACUUUGAUUUUAGGUCCAGGUAAUCAAGUCCACUUUGUGCAUUUGGAUAAGAACAGGUUGGAUCAUAUACCCAUUAACAGUGUUUUGCACCUUGCUGGUGUUCAAACAGUAAAUUUCACUCAGAGAUCUCCGAUUAUUGAUAUAUGACCUCAGAAGAUGAGCAAGAGGUCGAAAGUCAACUGUUACACAUGAAAGGGCUAUUGCAACAAACCACACAGAAUGAAGUUGUGACUUUGUUCAAUGGAAGGUCCUUGGCUGUUGAAUUCAGACUGGUAAACAGUGUGCAAGAAAAGAACAUCAUUCUUAAAUUUGCGGAAAUUUAAGAAUGUGUCUUUAUACUUUCUUCUAUAGGAUUAAGUCACACUGAACUCAUUCUUACUUUUGAGUAGACAUCUACACAGUAGAAGUAGGACCAUGCUUCUCGUAUAUAGUGUAAAGGAUAUAUUUUAUUCAGAGCACUUUGAUCACUAUGUAGCCUUUUAAAAAUAUUCUAUAAAGUUAUUCUUCAUGA
Molecule: messenger RNA, 1188 nt
Organism: Anolis sagrei ordinatus
Lineage: Eukaryota; Metazoa; Chordata; Lepidosauria; Squamata; Anolidae
Gene: PRXL2C
Product: peroxiredoxin like 2C
Source: RefSeq, a predicted model, not a curated record